AUGCGUAUGGCUAACCAUACCGUCAAACUCGCUGAUUUAAAAGUUGAUAACAAACAGCUGGGGCCUGGACUAAGAGGAGUUGACCCGAAUUUAUCAGACAAGAAGGGUUUGACUGCUCUGCACCAUAUCGCGUCAAGCACAAUAGACGAUGACUUUGCGGGAAUAUUCUUUAAGAUUUGCGACGACAUCAAGCAGACGGUAAAGCUCGAAGUUCGAGAUGAGCAGGGCCUAACACCAUUGAACGUAGCUUUGACCAAAGGUAAAAAAAAGUUGUCCGAAUCGCUCAUGAAAAAAGGUGCCGAUUUGAAUUCGACCAGCAACGGAGGGACGACUCCUCUGCAAUUUAUUUGCAUGUAUUGCGAAGAAGCUAGCUUCUUGAUGAAGAUGUUAUUUGAGCUCAGCGACGGAAGAAAUCAUCCGCUGCAGAUCGACGCCCGGGACGAACUCCACCAGACACCACUGCACUAUGCGGUGGAUCGUGGCCUUAAAGAAGUGACUGAACUGCUUUUGAGAAGAGGUGCCAAUCCGAAUUUGGCUACUAAAAGUGGACUCACACCUUUGCACAUUAUUUGCACGAGAUACCAGCUGGAAGAAUUGGUGGAGAUAUUCUUGAAGAUCUGUGAAGACGUCCAGCAGACGGUGGAGAUCGACGUUCAGGAUAAGUUAGGUCGAACACCUUUGCAGUAUGCAGUGACAAAUCUUAUGUUGAAUGCUGUCGACUCACUCGUUGAUCGUGGCGCUGAUCUGUCUAGCUUCAAUUUUCUUAUUAUCUAUCCAGAGUGGCUUCGUGAUGAUAAAUUUAAAUUGACCCUAGCAUGUGGUCUGAUGGCAGUCUUCGAGCGUCUGGAGAAUAGAGGUUACGAACCGGACUGCAGCGAUGCCUUAACAAUCAUGAAAUUUUUCCAUAACUAUGAAUUAUUUGAGAAGGCGGCAGAUCUCGACGAAUAUUGGUAUGAUGACGAGAAGUUCGCGACAGAAGCAAAAAAAGUAAUGAUUUAUUUGCGAAUCGAAAGAUUUUACUAUUAUGACGAGGCGGAGUUUGCCAGAGAAAAGAAUGAGACAAUGAUGAGUCCGAGUCUGUCGAUCUACGAUCUGGUUCGUCUACGACCUGAUGAGGUUGCGAAACUACUCACAUACGAGGAUUACUUCGAGUUGGCGCACCCAAAAAAAAUUAAUGAGUUUACCUCGCGUCUUGGUGUGGUUUGCCUUGUGCAUCUGUGCGAGAAAUUAUCAAGAAGAUUUUUCCAGGUCUGGGCAACAAUAUCUUUUUACGAGCUGAUACAUAAGCGGUUGCCGAUUGAAUGUUGUGGAAUUAUCAUCGCUAAUCUAACGAACCGAGAUUUAUAUCACAUUUGCCUGUCCGCUGCAGGCCAAAGCUCUUGA
This is a messenger RNA of Trichogramma pretiosum, 1383 nucleotides long. Its product is annotated as serine/threonine-protein phosphatase 6 regulatory ankyrin repeat subunit B-like. The record is from RefSeq and is a predicted model, not a curated record. The transcript is spliced from 2 exons. The coding region runs from base 1 to 1383 and encodes 460 amino acids. Lineage: Eukaryota; Metazoa; Arthropoda; Insecta; Hymenoptera; Trichogrammatidae. Gene Ontology annotation, molecular function: protein binding.